AUGUCGGCAUUCCGCACCUUUCUGAAGACCGAAGUCCAGGGAGCUUGGGCCCUCCUUGGCCAGGUCGUGUCGUCAUUCACUCCAGUCUCACCAGGGCAAGCUCAAUUCGAUUCUGUAGCUCAUAAAGGGUUGCUUGUCCCCGAUCUUGCACCGUGGUGGAAAACAGGCGGUUUCCUCGCAACAGCAUCGCCCAUCAUGUCCCUACUACAAUCUCUUCUGCACCUCACCAACUUCAAGAACCCUCUGCUGCGGACUCUGAUCCCCGCCGUCUCAGCAGCAUAUGCGAUCCAGGCAGCCUUUGCUGUACCGUCAAUCGUCGCCCAAAAUGAACGUUUCUACGACUUCUCCGGGUCGCUGACCUACUUGUCCGUUACUGCUCUGAGCUUAUACCUGCCCUCUCUCCGUGCCAAAUACUCCUCGGCCGUUGCCAGUUCAGCACCGCUCCCUGGUCUGCUCGAAGCGUUCACCAAGCCCGGUGGCGUGGGAGCCCUCAACUGGAGACAAGUCGUCAUCAGCGGUGCCGUCGCGUUCUGGGCUGUCAGACUCGGAUCAUACCUCUUUCAGCGCAUCUUGGAAGAAGGCAAAGACUCUAGAUUCGACGAGAUCAAAAAGUCCCCGGCGAAGUUUGCUGGCGCCUGGUUCGCCCAAGCAACCUGGGUUUCCCUCUGUCUCAUGCCCGUCAUCGCUUUGAACUCCGUACCAGCCGCCGCCUUCGCCUCCCUUCCCGCUUUCAAGAUCACGGACGCCAUUGGCCUGUUCGUCUACGUCGCUGGCUUCGCAUUCGAGAUCACGGCAGACAGGCAGAAGAGCAAGUGGCUGCGCGAGAAGCGCGCAAAGGCCCACGACGAGGAGUUCAUGACCAAGGGUCUGUGGAGUGUUAGCCAAUACCCCAACUACUUUGGUGAGAUGUCACUCUGGACAGGUAUCGCGACUGCGGCGGCUGGAGUACUUGUGACACAACCCAUUCAAUUGGCCCUCGGCUUGUCGUCUGGUGUCACCGGGCCACUUACUGCGAUGGCCAUGUCCUAUGUGAGCCCGGCCUUUGUCAGCUUCCUUCUCCUCAAGGUGUCGGGAGUGCCCAUGAGCGAGAAGAAGUACGACAAGCGCUACGGUGACCGCAAGGACUACCAGGAGUGGAAGAAGAACACACCCAAGUUGUUCCCCAAGAUCUUCUAA
Molecule: messenger RNA, 1176 nt
Organism: Colletotrichum abscissum
Lineage: Eukaryota; Fungi; Ascomycota; Sordariomycetes; Glomerellales; Glomerellaceae
Exons: 4
Coding region: 1-1176 (391 amino acids)
Biological process (GO): lipid metabolic process
Cellular component (GO): membrane
Molecular function (GO): oxidoreductase activity, acting on the CH-CH group of donors
Source: RefSeq, a predicted model, not a curated record